Messenger RNA from Acanthoscelides obtectus, 3456 nucleotides. Lineage: Eukaryota; Metazoa; Arthropoda; Insecta; Coleoptera; Chrysomelidae. The record is from the annotation of a GenBank genome assembly.
GUCUUGUGGUUGCGUCAUUUGUCGUUUGUUUGACAACCAGAUUUUUUGACAGCUCAUCAUUUAACUUCAUUAAUAUUUAUAUUUUUGAAUUUUUUCAAAGGUAAUUCUGAAGUCAAACUACACGAAGCUGAAUCAUGCAGAACAAACCUUUUCCUAAGCUAGUAAACGACAGGAUUAUUAAAGUCGCCAAAGGUGAAACACCAGAUAAAUUGCCGGUAUGGGUUAUGAGACAGGCUGGGCGUUACUUGCCGGAGUACCAGGAACUCCGUAAAAAUAAUUCCUUCUUUGAUAUAUGCCAGAAUCCGGAGCUGGCGUGCGAAGCUACACUAAUUCCUAUCAGACGGUUCAAAGUUGAUGCUGCGAUAAUUUUCAGCGACAUUUUGGUCGUUCCUCAAGCGUUGGGAAUGAAAGUCAAGAUGGUUCCUGGGGUGGGACCAGUUUUUCCAGAUCCGCUGACUUUGGAGUCUAUGACGCAAUUGAAUCUGGAUGGGGCCAUAUCACGCUUGCAAUAUGUUGGUGAUGCUAUAUCCUUGACCAGACAUCGUUUAAAUGGUGCAGUGCCCCUUUUUGGAUUUUCAGGUGCACCUUGGACCGUGAUGUGCUACAUGAUUGAGGGUGGUGGCUCAAAGACAAUGAGCAAAGCCAAGAAGUGGCUCUACUGUCACCCUGAUGCAGCGACACAACUUAUGGAUCUGCUUGCCGAAGUUAUAACUGAUUACUUGCUUAUGCAAAUUAAAUCUGGAGCUCAAAUUGUUCAGGUGUUUGAUAGUUGCGUUGAACAUUUAGACAGGGAAUUAUACUCCAAGUAUGGUCUACCACAACUGAAGAGGAUCGCUUCUAAUCUCAAGCAACAAAUGGAAGCUUCCAAAAUAGAAGUCCCACUGGCAGUCUUUAUCAAGGGAGCCCAUAUUUGCGUGGAUGAGCUCGAUUCCCUAGGCUACGACGUCGUUGGCAUCGACUGGACUAUAAGCCCAAGCCGCGUUGGUGCACGCGUCGGUGACAGGGACGUUACUAUACAAGGUAAUUUGGAUCCUUGCGCAUUGUACGCGCCGAAAGAAAAGUUGAUAGAAAUGGUCGAAAGGAUGAUCGCGGGUUUUGGUACUCGUCGUUUGAUUGUCAAUUUGGGUCACGGCAUUUACCCAGACACUGACCCAGAAGCAGUCAAUACUUUUGUCGGCGCUGUUCAUGCUGUUAGGUUGUAAUUUUUCUUGUUAUUUUUCAUAAUAUGACUAGAGUUGACACUGGUAUCACAAAAUCGUUACUGUCAAAUAGCAAAGUUCACAAAUUUCAAAAAUCAUAUUUUUAACGUCAUCGAAUGUAUUGGUAUUUUUUGAGACCUCCUGUAUUUUUAGGACCCCUUAUUUUCCGUGCCCAAUUGGUCAAAUAUCUUUCUUGGAAAAGUAGCAACUAGAAACGGUAGGCCAUUCCUUGAGUAUCGUAGGAAAUCAAAGAGAAAGUAUACAAGGCCUUAGAUCGAAAAAGACCACCUUUUUCCUCAAGGAAGAUAUUUGACAAACAUUCUGUCCCUCCAAAAACGACAAGGCAAACAAGGCGUUCUACGAUAAGGAGGUCGUAACUGUGCAUACGAUCCUUAGUCUGGUAUUUGAGGAGAUGUAAGAUACACUUAUAUUUGCCUCAUUCCAGAUACAAUGUGUGAUAAAAAUGUCCCGAACUUAAUGUGGUCGUCAAACCCUGUAUGACAGAAGUGAUAAAACAAGACUGAUAUGUGUGGCCUUUCCUUACACAACUGUAUGAGUGUGACGUGUGUUGCUAACUUAAAAAUCAUUUUAAUCAUCAUUUUGUACCUAAAUGUGCCAACUAUGAUUGUACAUUCCAUUUUGUGGUAAAGCUGCUAUCUAGAAUUGUGACACUAUGCAUUUGGCUUGUAUGUUUCCAAAUUUUUGUUCAUCUAUUCCUUUUAUCUACACUAUAAGCCACUUCUAAAGUUUAAGGAGCGCCAAAAAUGCUGACACCUCCAGUUAGUAAUGUCACCAUUUUUUUGUUGGUGUUCCUUUUAUGGCUGUUACUUGGCCUUUGUGCAUAUGUAAUUUUCCCUUCACUUAGUAAUGAUUCUGUGAUCUAAUAGUCAUUGCACCUCCAUUCUGUUGAGUGUCACCACUUGUUUGUUUUUGUUUGGUGACAUUCAUAAUUUGAACUUUGUUUCAAUCACUGUUUCUAGUCAUUUUUGAUGAAUUAAUUGUAACUUGUUUCUGGUGGAGACUCUUGUUCUUAUGUGAUGGUUCAUGUUACCUACAUGUGUAAUAUUUUGUUUGUAACAUUUUUAUUAGUUUGUAAUAAAAAAUAUAAAGGCGUAUAUUGCUUUAUUAAUAUCCUGCCUUUCAUUGGUUAAAUUUGUUCACAUUAACCCUUUCGUCGUGCAGCUUUUGCUACAAAAGCUAGCGUGUCACGUGCUAAAAUCACGUAACCAUUUUUUACUAUCAGUAAUUUGAAUUUCUCUUUAUUGAAGGUGUCGAUUCCUAGGCCAAAACCAUUUAAUGAUUUUCUUUUGGCAAAUUUCAUAGUUUAUUGAUUAAAAAAUAUUAAAAUCGGACCUUUUCUUAUAAGCUUAACUUCGCCCAUCUACAUCGACUACUUUCCAUUUAGUUUUCCAAACGAAAUUGCGAAGCUAAUUUCACCGGACUAUUUCGGUCGCGAUAGAUAAAUAAUUUUGCCGCAGUGGAGUAAAGGAUAAAGUACGGUGAAAUUAACUUUGCAAGUUUAUUUGGCAAACAUCAACGAGGGUAAUCAAUGUCGUCACAAGCUGAUGACAUAUUCGUGACAUAUUUUCGUUAAGUACCGUGGUUUUAGGUCUGUCAGUAUUUCUGCGACAUCUGGGGUGCCCCAGGGCUCCGUCCUGGGUCCGCUAUUAUUCGCUAUAUUUGUGAAUGAUCUCAGUGGCCAACUAAAUUGUUGCAACUUAUUGUACGCAGACGACUUGAAAUUAUUUUCUAGAAUUGACACAAUUGUCGAUUGUAUGAAGCUUCAGGAUGAACUAGUACGUCUGUAUGAGUGGUGUUGCCUGAAUCAGCUGUAUCUGAAUAUUACAAAAUGCCAGACUAUGUCUUUCACACGUAAGCAGAAUAUAAUUGGUUAUGCUUAUCACAUACAUGGUCAAGUCUUGGGUAGUUGUUCCAUUGUGAGGGAUCUAGGUGUUUCUUUCGACCCACAGUUAACUUUUGUGCAACACAUUACUGAAAUUGUAACCGGUGCGCACAAGACGAUGGGUUUCAUACUUAGGUGUGGCAAGAGCUUCAAUAAUGCUAAAACUAUUUUAUUGUUAUUCAAUGCGUUUGUUAGAUGUAAGCUCGAAUACUGUAGUAUAAUUUGGUACCCUGCAUAUGAUGUACAUUCGGACAGCAUUGAAAAGAUCCAGCGACGUUUUGCUAAAUAUUUAUGGUUCAAGGAAGAUGGGAUUUAUCCUGAGGCUGGAUUUCGCAAUGACUUAUUGCUCAGUAG